Plasmodium malariae is the source of this 777-nucleotide messenger RNA. The record is from the annotation of a RefSeq genome assembly. NCBI's taxonomy places the organism in Eukaryota, Apicomplexa, Aconoidasida, Haemosporida, Plasmodiidae.
AUGAAAAAAAGCAUUAUGAUUUUCUCAUUUAUUAAAAUUGUUGUACUUAUCUUUUUAACGUGGAUACCCCAUUUAAGUAAUCAUGUGAUUACGUUUAACAAAUACGUAGGCAAAAAGUACACGCUUGCCAUAAAAUUAGACGACAGAAUAUAUCGAUUACUAGCAAAAUAUAAAAAGGAUAAGGAUUCAAAAGUUGCAAUGUCAAAUAAUGGAAUGGAUAAAAAAAAGGAUAUAUCUAAUACUGAAAAGGAGUGCACAGAAAAAAAAAAGAAUUAUAGAGGUUCAUUAAAUAAUUAUGAUGGACAUAAACAAGAUAUGAACAAUAAAUAUUCUAAAUUUGUGACAAAAAAAUACAGUCAUCUUGAAAAAAAAAUAUUCAAAGAACUGGAUUUUGUAGAUUUUCUUAAAAGGAACAAGAAUAUUAGUGAUAAGACUUACAAAAAAAUAAUGCGUAAAAAAUUCUCAUUACGAUUAGGAUCACUUUAUUAUUGUUUUUUUCUCAUAGUAGAUAUAUCUCUGUGUUUAUCUAGUGUAGAUGUAUUUUGGGAAUUAUCAGGAUUAAAGUCGAUUUUAAGUCCCUACGAGGAUACUUUAAAGCAAUAUUUUAAGUGGUUAUUGACUGGUGCAGAUGAAUCUAAAAAAGUAUUAGGAGAAUUAUUUAAUAUUGUAUUAUAUGUUAUACCUUUUUUAAUAUUAGGUGUUACACUUAUAUCGUACGUUUUUUAUUACCAUAAAAAAGCUAAAAAAUAUGAAAAAAUUAAGUUCAGUAAAAAGUGA